Messenger RNA from Naegleria gruberi, 2090 nucleotides. Its product is annotated as ankyrin repeat domain-containing protein. Gene Ontology annotation, molecular function: protein binding. The transcript has a single exon. Gene Ontology annotation, cellular component: nucleus; cytoplasm. Bases 212 to 2056 code for a protein of 614 amino acids. The record is from RefSeq and is a predicted model, not a curated record. Lineage: Eukaryota; Heterolobosea; Eutetramitea; Acrasida; Naegleriidae.
AACAAGAAACCUUGCACGUUUGUUAAAAGCAAAUAUCAAAACUAAACUCUUAAAACGUCUGUUAGAUAUUUUGCUAUUCUCGCUCUAAAUUUUAAAUCACCAUUCUAGAAGGCAAUCAAUUCAAGAAAAAAAAAACACAAUCAACACUAUCAUCGUUACUUUACUUUCUUGCAAAUAUUUCCAUUUUAGCUCCUUUCGAAUAAAUAACACAAUGGGUUACGAAGAAUUAAUUCAACAGAAACGAAUUGAAUCCUGUCUAAAGAAACUAAAGGCAGGUUUCACAUGUCUCAAACACGGAAGAUAUGGUAGUCCUCAUCAAAGAACAGUCUACGUCAAUUCCACAGUUGACAAAGUCAUGUGGAAAGACGAAAAAGAUAAAAAAUCAAGCGAACCACUUUCGUCUUUUGUUAAAAUGCAGAAAGGAACCGAUACUCCUGUAUUUAAACGAAAGAAAGACGUGAAAGAAGAGUUGUGUUUUUCAUUGGUUGGUGAUGAUCGAACUCUUGAUUUGGAAUUUACAAAAAGUGAAGAUCGUGAUUUUUGGUAUGAUGUUUUUCAAUCCAUUUUGAGAUAUUUCAGACAAAAGACACAUGGAUUGACAAGUAUGGAAAAGGAAGCAGAGAAGGAUUUGCAAGUUUUGGCAAAAAGAUGGAAUUUUGAUAUUGAAUCGAAUAAUUGGAAGUUUAGUAAAUUUUUGACAAAGGGUACAGUUUUUGAAGAGAGUGAUUACAUUACUUUGGGAAGAGCAUUGAGUGGGAAUAAUAGUUUGGAAACACUAGAGUUGACUGAACUCAAGAUGGUUGAUUCAUUGUUUAUGAAGGCAUUUGGUUCAUUGAAGAGUUCACUAAGAGGAUUGACAUCACUCAUUCUGUCAAAUAAUGAUCUGUCAGAUGAAGCUGCUUCAGCUAUUGCUUUAAUGGUGAAAGAUUGUAAAAAGCUGACACUAUUGGACUUGUCUCGUAAUGUUAUUACAGAUCAAGGAUUUGAAGAUAUUGCUCAUGCCAUUGAAUCAAAUCCAAGUUUGAAAACAAUCAUUUUUGAUGAUAAUCAAGUUUCAGAUGCUGGUGCUUUGGUCGUGUGUGAAUGUAUUCCUCAUUCCAAAUUGGAAAAAUUAACACUCAAUGAUAAUAACAUUUCCAAUGAAGGAGCAAAACAGUUAGCUAUCCUAUUGAAGAAGAAACAACCUUUGAAACAUUUGGAAUUGGCAAGAAAUUCAAUUCAAUUCCCAGAACCAGGAGAUGAUGAUGAAAGUUUAGAAUUGGCUGCAAGCUUAUUGGAAGCAGUCGAUACUGAUAAUUAUGCAUCUCUACUAUUGACAAGUUUGGAAGGUGCUGACCCUAAUUGUCAAAGUGAAGAAGAUGGAAAGUCACCACUCCACGUUGCAUCAAUCAGAGGAGAUCGAUUAAUGUUGGAUUAUCUUAUCGAACAUCCGUACAUUGACAUUAAUACUCAAGAUGACCACAAGAAGACUCCACUCUACUAUGCUAUGUUUUUAAAGCAAUUUGAAAUUGCCAAAUUAUUGUUGGAUAAGGGAGCUGAUUUUAAGAUUCCAGACGAGAAUAAUAGAACAAUUCUUCACAUUGCUGCAGAGUUGGGUUGUAAGGCAAUUUGUAAAGAUUUGUUGGACAAGUUUGGAGAUGAUUGGAAAGCACUCACCAAUGACAAGAUGACUCCACUCCACUUUGCCUGUAAAUAUUCGCAGAAAGAUGUGGCUUCACUCUUAUUGGAAAGGGAUUUGAAAGAAAUGGAAAAAUCGAGAAAGGACAUUGCUCAAGAUGAUAAUUCAUCACCUCCGUCCACUUCCAGUACUCAAACUAUUAGUAGUGAAUUACUCUAUACCAAUUGUCAAGAUACUUUGGGAAGAACUGCUCUUCACUAUGUUCUGAUGGCUCAGGAACCAGAUGUUGAACUUGCCAAAAUGUUAGUGAGAUUUGGUUCAGAUAUUUCUAUAAUUGACAAUGUUGGAAGAACUCCUCUCCACAAUAUUCCAGAAAACUUGAAGCAAAUAUUAUUAAGUGAAACUCGUCACUUUAUGGCUAGAAAGUUUUCCAUUUAAUUUUGUUGUACCAUAAACAAUUCGAAUUAUAAAU